UCCAACAUCUGGGCAGAGUGGCUGCACCACCUGCUAUUAAAUCACCUUUUCAGAAUUAAGAUGGGCGUGCAUGUCCUGACAUGGAGCUCAUUUUCUGUCAUUCUGCUGCUGCUCACUCUGUGCCAACUCAGCGCUGCAGUCAGUGUGAAGGAACACCUGGCUGACUGCCUGAACGACACCGACUACGCUGAACUGCUGGACACACUGAACACGGGUCUCCCCAAGAUCAACAAGUCCCAUCAUGUUGCUAUAGUCGGCGCAGGCAUGGCCGGGCUGACGGCUGCCAAGUUACUGCAAGACGCCGGGCACAAGGUUACUAUCCUGGAGGCCAGUGGUCGGCCAGGAGGCCGUGUGCAGACCUACAGGAAUGAAAAAGAAGGCUGGUACGCCGACCUGGGAGCCAUGCGGAUCCCAAACUAUCACUACAUCGUCCGUUGGUUCAUCAACACAUUUGGCAUAAAGCUGAAUCCAUUUCGCAUGGUCGACAAAAACACAUACUACCACGUUAAUGGGCUGCAGAAGAAAACGUACGCGGUGAUGGCGAACCCUGACAUCCUGCAGUACAAGCUGCCAGAGAGGGAGCGCCACAUGUCACCGAUGGCCCUGCUGGAGAGGGCUCUGAAUAAGGUGAAAGAAGAAGUCGAGGCUCACGGCUGCAAAGCUAUGCUCAAGAAAUAUGACCAUUUUUCUGUGAAGGACUAUCUGAGAACGGUAGGCGGUCUGAGUGCAGAGGCCUUGAGGAUGAUCGGGGAUUUGCUGAAUGAGCAGAGCCUCAUGCAUCUGGCUCUGACUGAGAUGCUCUACAUCGAGAAUGACGUCAGUGACAGCACAAGGUACGAUGAGAUAACUGGAGGGACGGAUCGUCUCACUGAAGCUUUCCUGUCUGUUCUGGGGGUGCGCAUCCUAGUCGACUCCCCGGUGAAACGGAUCCAGCGGUCUCAUAAGGGUGUGACUGUCUGGUAUGAGGGGGAAAAUGAUCCCUCCUUGAAGAGGAUCGCGGCGGAUGUGGUUCUGGUAACCACGACAGCCAAGGCAGCCCUUCUCAUAGAGUUUGAGCCACCUCUCUCCACCAGGAAGAUGCAUGCCAUGCGGAGUGUUCAUUAUGAAAGCUCCACCAAAAUUAUCCUCACCUUCAGGGAAAGGUUCUGGGAGAAUGACGGCAUUCAUGGGGGUAAGAGCAUCACGGAUGGACCCUGCCGUUACAUCUACUACCCGAGCCACAGCUUUCCAGGAAACGACAGCAUCGGCGUCCUCCUGGCUUCCUACACCUGGGCUGACGACUCCCGUCUCUUCGAGGCGGUGAGCGAUGAAGAGCUGAAAGAGCUGGCCCUCAGGGAUCUGGUGCAGAUCCACGGAGAGAAGGUCCGGUCUCUCUGCACGGGUGUGAUCGUGAAGAAGUGGGGACUUGAUCCGUACAGCCUGGGGGCGUUUGCUCUGUUCUCUCCAUACCAGCACCUCGAGUAUUCUGCAGAGCUCUUCAGGAACGAAGGCCGGGUUUAUUUUGCGGGAGAACACACGGCCUUCCCUCACGCUUGGAUUGAAACGUCUAUGAAAUCUGCAAUCAGGGCAGCUAAGAAAAUCAGCGACACUGCGCACAAAGACUUAAGCGACGGUCAUCACCGAGAUGAGCUAUAAGAUGUUAUAUGUUGCAGUAAAUUAAUAAAAAAAAACUGGAAAACAUUGGUUUAGGUAUGUGAAUGUGCACUGAAUUUGUCUAUUUUAAUGUGGAUUUAAUUCCUUUGAAGUAAAUAAAUAAGUAACUGGGUUUUUCGUCAUGUCUAUGUUCAGUCAGACUAUAAAUAGAGGGUCACAGUGUAUUCAGUCACUAUCAUGGUUUCGUUCUCUACAAAAGGAUGCAUGGAUCAGAAUAUAUCAGUGACUUAUAUCGAUAUCUGCCGACUAAAAUUAUAUUUGGCCAGUUUGAUAGCCAUGCACUCCAUUUGAUGUCCACGCUUAAUCUAUUUUCAAUUCGUUUCGGUUUGUUUUCACAGUCCCAAUUCAAGGCAGUUCAAUCUGAACAAAUUCAGCUGCACGUAUUCUGAUUCAAUGCGGGUUAAAACGUGGUGCGAUAAAGUUGGUUAAAAUGUUUUCCAGCAAUAGAGGCUUCUGCCAGAGAUCUUUGUGACCAAGAUUCAAAAAUCCUUGGAGAUCUGGAUGUUUGAAAAGAAGGCGAGGAAAGUGUGGGUUAAAGUUAUAGUUGGUAAUCAUAUUCACAAACACUUUUUGUUAUACUGGGUAAAAUGGUCCCUCCAUCCUUCACAGCACUUCUAGUGUUUAUGUAUCCGGCUAGCUUAGCGGUUAGCUUAGUGUUAGCUUCUUUGUUAGCCGCUCAUUGUAGCGCUGCUGCUGCUGUAUACUUUGACAAUGGCUGAGAGCUGAAAAAAGUAAACCAAGUCCAAGAUUAUGAGAGGAAGCGGAAAGCAUCAGUAAUAAGAAAUAAGGCCAGAGGAGAUAAGUUGGUUUUGCACAUGCAUAUGAAAAACACUUAUGUAAAAAUUGCGGACUCUACUUUUUAAUUGCAACUGAUACAAUUUUGCACUAUUUAGAGGAAAAUAUAAGAAAAUUCAUCCCAGCCCAACCCAUGUCCAUAUGCCUGCUUUCUAUACAAAACGCUGGUUUUGUAUAGCUUUCCUGUUUUAUUCCAAUAAACUCUUUUCUAGUCACCAUGCUGCUUCUGCCUGCCUGUUUGCACUUGGGUCUACUCCACAAAACACAUUAAUGCACCAAAGUCUGCAUUUGAGUAAAAGUCAUAAGAUUGAUGGGGUCCUAUUUACUACAAAAUUACAGAGAACGAAAAAAUGU
This is a messenger RNA of Fundulus heteroclitus (mummichog), 2802 nucleotides long. Its product is annotated as L-amino-acid oxidase. Gene Ontology annotation, molecular function: L-amino-acid oxidase activity; polyamine oxidase activity. The transcript has 8 exons. NCBI's taxonomy places the organism in Eukaryota, Metazoa, Chordata, Actinopteri, Cyprinodontiformes, Fundulidae. The record is from RefSeq and is a predicted model, not a curated record. Bases 61 to 1635 code for a protein of 524 amino acids. Gene Ontology annotation, biological process: amino acid catabolic process.